AGAAACGAAUCGCUUCUUUCCUAGUGUCAAAUACCAGUCAGUCUCUGUCAAGGUCAACCAAAUCGCCCAAAACUUUUCAUCUCUAAUUAUUUCAAAAGAAAAUCACUGUGAAUCAAUUUAAUAUUUAUUCUCACCAGAUCUAAUCAUAGAUUUUCUUCUUAAUCAAAACCCUAGAUAAACCCUUUAAUUGACUUGAGGAUUUUCAGUAUAUUUUUUUCCUUCAAAUUCUCACUCAAACAGUUUUCGUUUUCAUGGAGUAAUUGAAACUCCUACAAUAUUUAUUGAAAUUUUAGUAAUUUUCCCCCAAUAAUUAUUGAUAGAGUAAUGGGUGAUCCAUUGGAAAGAUUAAGUUCUGGAAUUGAACAACCAGAGAUUGAAGCCCUAUGUAUGGAUAUUGAUCUUAAAGAAAAUUCAGCAACAGCUGAUGAUUGGAGAAAAGCAUUAAGCAAAGUUGUACCAGCUGUUGUUGUGUUAAGAACAACUGCUACUAAAGCUUUUGAUACUGAAGCUGCUGGUGCCAGUUAUGCUACAGGGUUCGUUGUGGAUAAGAAACGUGGAAUCAUACUCACUAAUCGUCAUGUCGUCAAGCCUGGUCCUGUUGUUGCUGAAGCUACAUUUGUUAACAGGGAAGAAACUCCAGUUUUCCCUAUAUACAGAGAUCCAGUUCAUGAUUUUGGUUUUUUUCGAUAUGAUCCUGGUACGGUGCAAUUUUUGAGCUAUGAGGAGAUUCCUCUAGCACCUGAAGCUGCUUCUGUUGGACUCGAGAUUAGGGUUGUGGGUAAUGAUAGUGGUGAAAAGGUUUCAAUUCUAGCUGGAACGCUAGCUCGUUUGGAUAGGGAUGCACCCCAUUAUAAAAAGGAUGGAUACAAUGACUUCAAUACAUUCUACAUGCAAGCUGCAUCUGGGACAAAAGGCGGUUCAAGUGGUUCUCCAGUAGUGGAUUGGCAAGGAAGAGCAGUGGCCUUAAAUGCAGGGAGCAAAUCAUCAAGUGCUUCAGCAUUUUUCCUUCCAUUAGAACGAGUUGUGAGGGCGUUAAGGUUUAUUCAAAAGAGUAAAGACUCAUCUGGAAGUGGAUGGGAGGCUGUAACUAUUCCUCGUGGUACACUCCAGUCGACAUUUCUCCACAAGGGCUUUGACGAGACACGGAGGCUUGGACUCAUAAGCGAAACAGAACAGAUGGUAAGGCAUGCAUCACCAGUUGAUGAGACAGGGAUGCUUGUUGUUGAAUCUGUGGUACCAGAUGGCCCAGCCCAUAAACAUUUGGAGCCAGGGGAUAUCCUUGUUCGGGUGAAUGGAGAGGUCAUUACCCAAUUUUUGAAAUUAGAGACAAUACUCGAUGAUAACGUGGACCGGAAGAUCGACUUGCUGAUCGAAAGGGGUGGUGUUUCAUUAACAGUGAAUUUAAUGGUUCAAGACUUACAUUCUGUAACUCCAAACUUCUUCUUGGAAGUAAGUGGUGCAGUUAUCCAGUCUCUUUCCUACCAACAGGCCAGAAAUUUCCGUUUCAAAUGUGGCCUGGUGUAUGUUGCUGAACCAGGGUACAUGCUUUCUAGAGCAGCUGUUCCUCGCCAUGCCAUAAUUAAGAAAUUUGCAGGGAAAGAGAUAUCGCAGCUGGAUGACCUAAUACGGGUGCUAUCUGAGCUGUCUAGGGGUGCUCGAGUCCCUUUGGAAUACAUAAGCUACGUGGACCGCCAUCGCAGCAAGUCUGUCUUGGUCACCAUUGACCGGCAUGAGUGGUAUGCCCCCCCUCAGAUAUAUACUCGUAAUGAUAGUACUGGUUUAUGGACAGCAGGGCCUGCAUUGCCUGAUGGAUCAACAUAUUUAUCUUCAAGCAUUCACUGCUCAAUAAAUGUACCAGAUGAACCUAAUUUGUUGACUACAAGUGAAGUAGGCACGUUAGCACCUGUAGUGCAAAAUGCAAACAAAGAUUGGGCAGAUGGUUUCUGUAGAAGUGUGGCUACUGAUGAACAUGUUGGGGAGGAAUCACACUUCAUGGAAGAAUCUAACGCUCCAAACAAGAAGCAACGACUGGAAGAUGAUUCGCCCAUUAUGUUUUCUGAGAACACCAUACAUAAACCUGUUGAGGUAAGGGCGAUGGACUUAGACCUUGAAGAUACUGGGCAUGCAGAUGACCGAGGAGGUGCAACAACAACUGCUAAUGCUUCAGUCGCUGAACGAGUAAUAGAGCCGACUCUUGUCAUGUUUGAAGUUCAUGUUCCACCAUCGUGUAUGGUUGAUGGGGUGCACUCACAACACUUUUUCGGAACUGGUGUUAUUGUGUAUCAUUCUCAAAACAUGGGUUUGGUUGUUGUUGACAAAAAUACGGUUGCUGUAUCUGUUUCUGAUGUAAUGCUCUCAUUUGCUGCAUUCCCCAUGGAAAUUCCGGGCGAGGUAGUUUUCCUCCACCCUGUUCACAACUUCGCUCUCGUUGCUUAUAAUCCUUCGUCUCUAGGUGCUGCAGGUGCCUCAGUUGUUUGUGCUGCUAAACUUUUACCUGAACCUGCUUUGCAAAGAGGUGAUUCAGUGUAUCUUGUGGGUUUGAGUAGAAGUCUGCAAGCAACAUCAAGGAAAUCAACUGUUACCAAUCCAUGUGCUGCUGUGAACAUUGGCUCAGCUGACUGCCCACGGUACAGGGCUACCAAUAUGGAAGUCAUCGAACUUGAUACUGAUUUCGGUAGUUCAUUUUCGGGAGUAUUGUCUGAUGAACGUGGAUUUGUUCGAGCAAUUUGGGGAAGCUUCUCCACUCAGCUAAGAUAUGGUGGUAGCACAUCCGAAGACCACCAAUUUGUUCGAGGAAUUCCAAUUUAUGCAGUCAGCGAAGUUCUUGAGAAGAUUAUUCGUGGUGAUAAGGGACCACUUCUACUCAUAAAUGGCAUCAGAAGGCCAAUGCCUCUUCUUAGGGUUUUGGAUGCCGAACUAUAUCCGACUUUACUUUCUAAAGCUAGGAGUUUUGGAUUGAGUGACAGUUGGGUUCAAGCUCUUGAUAAGAAAGAUCCAAUAAGGCGUCAGGUUUUACGAGUUAAAGGUUGUUUGGCUGGAUCCAAAGCGGAGCACAAACUAGAACAAGGUGACAUGGUCCUAGCCAUCAACAAAAAUCCCAUCACCUGUUUCAGAGAUGUAGAAAAUGCUUGCCAAGGAUUGGAUGCAUCUGAAGAGAGCGAUGACGCACUUAGUAUGACAAUUUUCCGGCAGGGACAAGAAACUGAGGUUACUGUUGGGACUGAUGUUAGAGACGGCAUUGGCACUACGAGAAUGGUGAACUGGUGUGGAUGUAUUGUUCAGGAUCCUCACCCAGCAGUCCGUGCACUUGGAUUUCUUCCCGAAGAAGGGCAUGGUGUGUAUGUAGCUAGAUGGUGUCAUGGAAGUCCAGCACAUAGAUAUGGUCUUUACGCCCUCCAAUGGAUAAUUGAGAUCAAUGGGAAGCCCACCCCUGAUAUGGAAUCCUUUGUCGAAGUUACAAAGGGUCUGGAGCACAGAGAAUUUGUCCGAGUAAAAAUAAUACACUUAAAUGGGAAACCCAAAGUGCUCACACUUAAACAAGAUCUUCAUUACUGGCCAACUUGGGAACUGAAAUUCGACCCUGAUACUGCAAUGUGGCGUCGUGGAAUGAUCAAGACACUGGACAACAAUAUUGCAGCGUAAGAUGGUAGAUCCAUUAAUCACUGGUCAAUUAUACUGUAAUAUUUUUCAUAUACACAUGAUGCAAUUCUUCUGCUGCUUUUUUUGAAGAACGGCCAUAAAACUCUAUAUACUUGGAAUCAUGUAUAAUCCGCUAUAGUCUCCCAUGACUGAAAAUGUCAUUAUAAGUUAUUAAAGAAAAGACUCAUUCAAUAUUUCUA
Papaver somniferum (opium poppy) is the source of this 3839-nucleotide messenger RNA. Its product is annotated as protease Do-like 7. The record is from RefSeq and is a predicted model, not a curated record. Gene Ontology annotation, biological process: proteolysis. The transcript has 24 exons. Gene Ontology annotation, molecular function: protein binding; serine-type endopeptidase activity. NCBI's taxonomy places the organism in Eukaryota, Viridiplantae, Streptophyta, Magnoliopsida, Ranunculales, Papaveraceae. The coding region runs from base 325 to 3642 and encodes 1105 amino acids.